GAUUUUAAAAAUUGCUUAUGAAUUACGACCGAUAGAUACGUUUACGCAUUGAUAUUUAAAAUCCUCCGUCUACCUGCCAGUCCGACAAAAGACAGCAACUUUAACAAUUCCGACAUCGGACGGUAAGCAAAUCUGUCGUCGCUCUGCGCAUCAGUUUCGGAAUGAUCUUGACUGGACAGUUCAUUUCUGUCAAGUAACGGCUGCAAGCGAUGAUGAGAAGAACAAAGCAAGAACGAUCCCUCUGUUGUUUUCUCAGCCUAUCAAAAAGCGAGCUUCGUUUCACAUAAAUUACAGUUUUAAAUCGACGCAGGUUAAUAAUGGCGUCUCGUAGGCGCUGCUUAUUCAAAGUUAUUGUUCUCGGCGACAGCGGGGUCGGAAAGACGUCUUUGUUGAAUCAAUAUGUGACUAAAAGAUUCAGUAGCCAGUACAAAUCAACUAUUGGCGCAGACUUCAUGACAAAGGAACUUCAAGUUGAUGAUAGACUUGUAACAUUGCAGAUAUGGGACACAGCCGGACAGGAGAGGUUUCAGAGUCUUGGGGUUGCUUUUUACAGAGGAGCAGACUGCUGUGUUCUUGUGUAUGAUGUGAAUAUGCUGAAGUCAUUUGAGGACUUGGACAAUUGGUAUCUGGAAUUUCUAAACCAGGCAAGCCCAGCAGAUCCUGACAAUUUUCCCUUCUUCUUGGUGGGCAACAAAAUUGAUGUGGAUGGGGGAAACAGUAGAGUGGUUUCUGAGAAGAAAGCAAAUCAAUGGUGUGCAUCAAAAGGGAUAAUGCAUUAUUUUGAAACUUCAGCUAAAGAAGACAUAAAUAUAGAUGCAGCAUUUUUAGCCAUAGCAAAGAACUCUGUUAAGAAUCAUUCUGAACUUGCACAGAGCAUUUAUAUAUCAGGAGUUGAGGCUGCUUCUGAAGCAGAACCACCUCGCGAUUUUUGUGGAUGCUAACCUUAAACAAAGAAAUGUUAAGGAAAAGAUAGAUACGUUAUCCUCGCCCCCUUUGAGAAUUGCUUGGUUUUUAUUGCGUCCUCAGAUCAGAGUUACAAUUUUGCUACCAUCAAAAUAAUGUUUGACGUUGUUCUGACUUCGCCAUUGAAGUUCUGUGACUCCUUAUUUUGUACUAGCUUUCGACCUUCCUAUUCAAUUUCAUACAACAAAUGUUUACUCGUGACCGAAAUCUCUUCAAUGUACAUUUUCAAUAGCCAUUUUUGCAGUACAUGGCUUUCUCCUUUCAUUGUAAUCAGAUUUGGUGUUACUUGAUGUGUUUGUUCUCAAUUGAUCCGGGAAAAUGUCAUUUUAUAAAUUCUUCAGAAUACUCUUGUGGAUGUUUCAUAGCUCAUGGACUGAAAUUGAUGGUAUUCCAUUAUUUUCCUUUCAGGAAAAAGUUAUUUUAUAAAUUCUUCAGAAUACUCUUGUAGAUGUUUCAUAGCCCAUCGACUGACAUUGAUGGUAUUCCAUUAUUUUCCUUUCAGGAAAAUGUUAUUUUAUAAAUUCUUCAGAAUAAUCUUGUAGAUGUUUCAUA
Messenger RNA from Cryptomeria japonica (Japanese cedar), 1515 nucleotides. RefSeq names its product ras-related protein Rab7. NCBI's taxonomy places the organism in Eukaryota, Viridiplantae, Streptophyta, Pinopsida, Cupressales, Cupressaceae. Gene Ontology annotation, molecular function: GTPase activity; GTP binding. Gene Ontology annotation, cellular component: vacuolar membrane. The record is from RefSeq and is a predicted model, not a curated record. The transcript has 7 exons. The coding region runs from base 318 to 941 and encodes 207 amino acids.